GACCAUACCAAGUUCUUUUGAAGAUUUUUUCAUCCCUGGUCUAGAGUCAGAUGCCUAUCAAAUUCCGAUUCGAGGUCCGCUUAUGAAAAGCCAGCAUAGCCCAAAAGUUGCACUCGACAGGCGGGGUCGUUCUCGAGACUUGCGGUUUUUGCCUCGAUCAACGUACUUUUGGUAUAUGACCCAUGCCCUCUUUUGACACAGACAAACCCUCGUUCUUUCACAUCAACGUACGUGAAUGUCAGUCAUAUGUCCAUCGGACCACUGACGUCUUCCUUGUGACGAAGACUUCUUGGGUAAGUCCAUUUCAUUGUCCCUCUUCGUUCUCACAUAUCUGCUUGAUGUCUUAUCCGCCACUAUCCACCAGGAUCAACUCAGGCACAUACGAUCUCAGAUUUCAACACAACAAGUGCACCUGCUGACGUCGCCUUCUUCAGAGUAAACCUCGUGUCGUAUGUCGACGGAAAAUGAUUCGACUCAAGAAAGGCCGUCCACCACCAACGCCGAGAGGGAGCCUAGGAGACGGUCCGUUUGGCAUGUGCCAGUGUUGACGCCAAAGUCCCAUAGUCCCGACGAUGCCGCUCUCCAGGAUCGACACACUGAGAAGGCGCCGCAUGAUCAACCAUCACCCGACGUGAGAGAUGUGCUGGACAGAGGAUUUGCCCUUGGCAAUUCUCCUGAUGAAGCACGUUCUUGGCUAGUUGCACUCGGUGACCUCAGCCCCGGGACCGACGUCUCGCUCAGGAUAGUAGGCCUCCAUGAUGGCAACGCUUCUUUGUUGUCGGUCCUUUGCCAGUGGAUUCCUUUAUGGUCGACUAGAGCCGACAAGUCAAGAAAAGACAAGACCUCGAAGUCGGCAGCCCUCAGAGAUGCAAAGAACCUGGAUUGGCUCCUUCGGUAUAUUUGUGACUAUCUUGGUCUCAACUCCAGCAGCAUUGAUCGUGUUGAGCUGGCUCACAUGGUCGACGCUAUCACAACUCUAUGCUUGAAUGCUCGGAGGGAUGCCGAUAUCAAUGGUGGCGUCAACGUUUUCUAUACCCUGCUGUGUCACUUCGAUUUUCCGAAGAGUGGACUGGAGCAGACCUUGGUUGUACUGUGUGCAUCAGUCGCCAAUCUACAGGAACCCCCCGACCACCUCUUCGAUUGCGCUAGAACCCUCGCCGCUGGGAGCCUCAGUAGAGAGGUCAUAACAAUUCUAUUCACUUUCAUACGGACUCCUACGCUGGAGAACAACAGCAAGAAUCUGUCACAUGCCAGAGGCGCUACACGUCUUUUACGCAACCUCAUUGACGAGCAGUCUAAAGAGGGUGCUUUUGUCGUCAACUUGGGAGAAUUCGUCGAAGAACUGCACAUCGCAGCCAAUCAGGGCAUCUUCCGUUUCUGCUACGACAUCUUGAGCUCUCUACAUACUGUCCUCUCCAGCGAGCAACGACGGGAUGAGAUACCGACCAUCAAAUUCGGCAAGGUCAUGGAUAUUCUACUUCUUUGCUUGGAAAUGACUCCUUUCAGUGCAGGCAACAUGGCGCAGUCGCCCGUAAUCAGCCCCGUAGAAGAUAACAAGGACCGUCAUUCUGAAAAACACUACGAACGACACUAUCGAGACAGGGACAACGUGGCCACAAUGUUGGCUCAUGAUUUCCACCUGAUCUGGGAAUACCUGGAACCGUCUAGUCAUCAUGCAGUUGAUGAUUUCUUCCUUGAGCACCCGCGUUUUGCCGAUGCACACCAACUCAGUGUUGCACUGGACUAUGCCAAGGGCACCUACUUUACGGCCAAGGAGCAUGAGACGAGAACACAGUAUGCCCACGAUCUGUACGAGCGAAUUGUGCAGAAUCAAGCCAUACUGCCGUUUUCUCGUAUUAGGGCAAUAGAAGUCCUCGUACAGGCUACCGUCCAAACUCAAAUGACGGUUCCAAACACCGAUGGCCAAGCUGCUGAAGCUUACGUCUGGAUGCUUGACAAACUCUUGCAACAAGUCGAGACCGAGCGAAACAGUCAAGUGCUAGCAGCAGUACUGAAAGCAUUGGACUCCAUGGUAUCACAGCAUGAACAUGCAGCAAAGGAGCAUGCCUCAAUAUUACGCGCUAUCGAGAAGCUUACUGAUGUGAUUCUGGCUGCUUCUGUCCCCAGUCUCAACGAUGAGUGUGCCGCCAUAGCCACCAAAGUCGUCGCCACGGUAUUCAGUUACAGCAUUCAUACGGAUCCCAAAGCUGCCGUCAGAGCAUUUGAUGCAUUGCAGCGAGUCGCCAGCUCCAAUUGCAAGUUCCGUAUGGCACGGCUCGUGGCGAAACGCAUUCUCUUCCGUUUGCGAGCCAAUGAGGCCGGCUUUGUCUUUAUGACUGCAGAUAGUGAGAGCCAAAACAUCGCAAGCGCGCUUUUGCGCACUCGAGAUUCAGCUGAACUAUUCCACUACGAGGUCCCCAGCUCACAACGGCAUUCGGCAAGCAGUACUAGCUUGUCGACCAAGUCGGACGGUCUCAGCGAGGCUCUUUGGCUAUAUCCAGAUACGGAAGAUGUGGACUUUCCCUUUGUCGAUACGCCCGCACAAUAUCUCAACAUUGAUGCUUCCUUACAUCCUCAUGCCCGGGCUGAACUCGACAUGGACACCUGGCUCAUGAACAUCAUCAGGUGUCUGCAGGCGGAUACAGACUGGGAGACUUACAGCUACACCAUUGUACAUGUUGCGGCACAGUUGAGCAACUUUGCUCUUUUCGUGUGUUCCAUGGAGUCUGUCGUGAAGUUCCGGCAGGUGCUCUGUGAGCAAAUCGUCAACAACACGUUUAGAGAGGCUCCCGCGUCAACUGGGUUGAAAAAAUCUGAUGUGGCGUUAUGCAUGUUUAAUAUCUUGGUACCUCUUAUUCCAUUCGCGACCAUGAAGUCUGAGGCUGUACAAAAAGGCUUUGGGGACGAUCUGGUCCGAACAUUCCUCUCUGGACUCGGUGGCGCUUGGGAAGGUACUUCUCGUCCUUGCAUUCACGCAUUGUCGGUGUGCAGUCUCGAGGUACCGUCGUCUGUGGCAACCCUGUACCCCACGAUCAUCGACAAGAUGUCGAAGAACAUGACACAAGCUCACCUCACUUCACAUAUCUUGGAGUUUCUGAUACACAUCGCGUUGCUCCCUGAAAUGCAUUCCAACCUCAACCCAGAUGAGAUUCAGAUGAUCUUCGGAAUCUGCAUUCAAUUUCUGGAGAAGACUAGAGAACAGCAUCAGUCAUCACUCACCUCACCUUCCGGGAGACUUAAUCCAAUAUCGAGGCAUAGUGGUAUGAACUUUCGACGGCCACCCUACCGAGCUGCCAUGCUGACUGACAUCGGUCUGCCUCAGUACGCUGCAGCAUUGGCCUACCAUAUCAUGAUUUUCUGGUUCCUCUCGCUACGACUCGAAAACAGAGCCAAAUAUGUCUCCUGGAUCGUUGCCAGAUUGGUGUGGAAAAAUGGCCGGGGUGAAGAGACGAUCGACGAGCAGAGUCAGGUGCUCAUCGAUAUGAUGCAGAGAACUGCUUUUUCAGAUCUUGGUGAGACUUCACCACAAUCAGACUUUGCAGGGCCCGAGGAUGGCCCAGUAUCAUCAUCUUCCUGGAUAGUUGGCUUGAGCGUCAUAACGGCGCAGACUGCAGGCCAUACCGGCAAAACCCAAAUCAUCAAGCGUCAAGCUUCCGGUACGACUUAUGCGCGAUAUCAGCAGUUGACGACACGGUUACCUACCCAUCAUGCGCCGAGCCAUACGGAGAUUCGACACCAGGAGGCGAGUACCGAAAUUUUACCUUCCCAUAUUAUCCUUCAAAUGGUCGCGAGUGCAGCCACGAUCAGUGCUGGAGACCAGCCAGUCCCCCUGCCUGAAGAAGAUUAUGUGAAACGAGCACUCGAAUUAUUUGAUCGAAUUCCGACCGUCUCCAGUCACAAGUUCGGAGUGCUUUUCAUUGGCGAUGGGCAAACUAGCGAGGCAGAGUACCUUGCGAACACAAGUGGAAGUCCCGAUUUCGACAGAUUUCUGGAAGGCCUGGGUUACGUGGUGUCCCUACAGCCGCCUCUUCAUUACAAUCCUCAAGGUCUGGAAUACCCCCGAGAUGGCGAGAGCACAAUAGCCUGGCGAAACCGUGUGGAUGAGAUCGUCUAUUUCGUACCAACCAUGAUGCCGACUGAUGUGGAGGAAGAUCCACAAUAUAUCACCAAAAAGUCGCAUGUUGGAAACUGUCAUGUGAACAUCAUAUUCAACCGAUCUGGAGAUCCAUGGAGCUUCGACUAUUUCCAAUCCCAGCUCAACUAUGUCAACAUUGUGAUUAGACCUGCCUGCCAAUGUGGCCAUACGCCAGAUGCAAAGUCGAUUCCUGGAUUCUACUGGGUUCAGGUCAUUACCAGGGAGGGCUUCCCAAACAUGUCGCCUGCAGCGGAGCCGAAAAUUGUCUCGGCUGCUCAAUUAGGCCCAUUCGUGCGGGCUAUAGCGUUGAACGCGUCCAUGUUCUCCUCAUGUUGGAACUCCAAAGACAUUGAUUCGGAAUUCCCAAGUACAUGGCGAGCAAGACUACAACAGAUCAAGAGAUUGAGGGAGCGGGUGACGAGUAAAGCGGCUGAUAAGCAGGUGCCGGCUCCUACAUCGGCAACAGCGAGCAGUAACGGACCAAAUGCCUCGGCUGGUCGAAGGACACCGGUUCCUCGAGACGACGCAGGGGGACCUCGCAAAGAUGUGUCCCUUGCUUCUCAACUGGAUUUCAGUUCAUGGACUAUGUAGGCACGGUUAUAUCUUGGUCUCAUAUUCGAAAUGGAGAUGGCCAGAACUCGGACGACAGAACAAAACGGUAGCAUGGUGUUGGGGGAUAUGAUGGACACCGGAAUGGUCAAAAGUUUUUGUUUUUAGGGGGACGGAAUAUGUCAACACCUCUCGACUACGAAUAAUGUGUAUAGCAAAAGUUUGAAUCAAUUGAUGCUAUAAAUGCUUCUCGCUAG
Exophiala viscosa is the source of this 4941-nucleotide messenger RNA. Its product is annotated as tuberous sclerosis 2. NCBI's taxonomy places the organism in Eukaryota, Fungi, Ascomycota, Eurotiomycetes, Chaetothyriales, Herpotrichiellaceae. Gene Ontology annotation, cellular component: TSC1-TSC2 complex; cytoplasm; nucleus. Bases 452 to 4726 code for a protein of 1424 amino acids. Gene Ontology annotation, biological process: negative regulation of TOR signaling; regulation of small GTPase mediated signal transduction; positive regulation of GTPase activity. The record is from RefSeq and is a predicted model, not a curated record. The transcript has a single exon. Gene Ontology annotation, molecular function: GTPase activator activity.